Molecule: messenger RNA, 694 nt
Organism: Cydia strobilella
Lineage: Eukaryota; Metazoa; Arthropoda; Insecta; Lepidoptera; Tortricidae
Product: larval cuticle protein A2B-like
Exons: 2
Coding region: 1-612 (203 amino acids)
Cellular component (GO): extracellular matrix
Source: RefSeq, a predicted model, not a curated record
AUGGCAUUCAGGUUUGUUGUGUUCACCUGCUUGGUCGCGGCCGCCACUGCUGGCGUAGUUCCCACCGCUCCUGUGGCGUACGCUGCCGCCCCGGCCUAUCACGCCGCCCCCGUGGCCUACGCCGCAGCGCCGGUCGCGCACGCCGCUCCAGUAACCUACCACGCCGCCCCCGUCGCCUACGCCGCCCCCAUCGCCAAGGUUGUGGAGGACUACAACGCGCACCCGCAGUACAGCUUCGCGUACGACGUACAGGACGGACUCACUGGUGAUUCCAAGACUCAGCACGAGUCUCGCGAUGGCGACGUCGUCCACGGAUCUUACUCCGUUGUGGACCCCGAUGGCACCAAGCGCACCGUCGAAUACACCGCUGACGACCACAACGGUUUCAACGCGGUUGUGCACAGAGAACCCCUGGCCGUCAAGGUUGCUGCUCCUGUAGUCGCCAAGGUCGCCGCUCCUGUCGCUUACCACGCUGCCCCUGUUGUGCAUGCCGCCCCGGCGGCCUACCACGCCGCCCCGGUCGCGUACCACUCCGCCCCGGUCGCGUACCACUCCGCCCCAGUCGUGCACGCUGCCCCCGCCGCCUACUCUGCUCCCAUCUACCAUCACUAAUUGUAUAACUAUAUUUACCUCGUUAGUUAGGUAAGGUUACACUCACGAAUGCCAUGUAAAUAAAGUAUUUAUUUUAUUCUAA